Messenger RNA from Cantharellus anzutake, 4584 nucleotides. RefSeq lists its product as uncharacterized. The record is from RefSeq and is a predicted model, not a curated record. Lineage: Eukaryota; Fungi; Basidiomycota; Agaricomycetes; Cantharellales; Hydnaceae. Bases 1 to 4584 code for a protein of 1527 amino acids. The transcript has 4 exons. Gene Ontology annotation, molecular function: protein binding. Gene Ontology annotation, biological process: intracellular signal transduction; cyclic nucleotide biosynthetic process.
AUGACUAUUUCCGUGCAACAACAUGCCUUUGAGCCCCACUCAUAUGCAAAAGAUUACAAUAGCCACGCAGUACCUCAGAAUCAAAGUUGGACAGCCCCAGAAAGCUGGGCGACUAUUCCACGAGAUGGGGUUAUUGAGCGGGAUGGAACUUCCGACGACGAAGACUAUGGCAGGGGGGCUGGCGAGCCCACCCGACCACCAUCUCCAACAGCUGCAUCUUUACGAGCAGCACGUGCAGAAGCUCUGCAUCGACCUCCAAGUCUCAAGAGAGGCCGUGAAAAAUCGCUUCCGGAGCCCCCUCCUCUGUCUCCCGGAGCUGUUGAUCUCCGCAAGCACACAACCACUAGUAUUCGAAUAUACAGAGUGGAUGGGCAGUAUCAUGUUGUGAACUGCCCCUCCAAAACUACCGUGUCCGAUAUGCGCACUGCGCUAACGAAACGGUUGGGAAUCCGAGGGGACACUCAUCGACUCUAUCUCAGGGAGAAAGGAAGGGAGCGGGCGCUAGGGAGUCGAGAGGAGCCGGCGAUGAUUCUGAGACGAAGGCUGGAGCAAGCAGGUUAUAGUUCAACCGAUGACAUCGACGCUCUCGGUGGUGAGAAUCUCGGCUUUCUACUCCGUUUCAUAUUUCGAAGCGCCAGUUUAGGGGGAAUCGAGGCCGACAACGAAUUAUUUCCGUCUGGCUUUGAACACAUUGAUUUGGCAGAAAGGGGCCUAGAGACUGUGCCUGUUAAGCUUCAUCAGCACGCAUCAUCUAUUAUUACCCUGAACCUCUCUAAAAAUCCUCUAAUCGACAUUCCGCUUGACUUUGUACAAGCGUGCUCAUCGCUUCGCGAGCUUCGACUCUCUCACGUCGCGAUCAAGAAAGUGCCGAAAGCCAUCAGGCACAUCAAAUCGCUCGAAUGGCUAGACAUUUCUUGCAAUCGGAUUCUCGAACUUGAGCAGGCAGGCCUUGAAGAGAUACCCGGGCUUCGUCAGAUUCAUGUCCAGAAUAAUCGCCUAGCCUCCCUUCCCUCUUCGUUUGCUCAUAUGCGCAGUCUCAAGUUUUUGAACAUCUCGAACAAUAAGUUCGAGCAACUCCCUCCAGUCGUGUCUAGCAUUUCUACCUUGGUCGACUUAGACGUUUCCUUCAAUUCCAUUACCGCUCUCCCGCCUGGGAUUGGAAACCUCACACAACUUCAACGUCUCAUAAUUGUUGGGAAUCGAUUCACAUCACUCCCGCCUGAAUGUCGUUGUCUUUUCAGUCUGCGAGAGUUGGACUGCAGACGCAACCUCAUUACCGAUUUGUCGAUUCUUUCGGACCUUCCUCUCUUGGAAUCCCUUCUUGCCGAGCACAAUACUGUCCAUGUCUUGGAUUUCGCUGUCGGGCCUAACAUGAACGCCCUGGUAGCCUCUCACAAUCCCGCCACCAAGUUUACUUUGCGAGCACCGUUGCCAGAUACCCACUACAAGCUGACAUCCCUGGAUCUGUCACAUAUGAAGCUAUCGACAUGGGAUGACGACGGUGCAGUUCUGGCAUCGUUUCCCUCACUGGUGUCCCUUUCCCUAAAUUAUAACAAGUUUCACACCAUACCUGACACCAUUUCUUCACUCAGCAAUCUUGAAUACCUCUCCUGCACGAAUAACGACCUCCAUACCCUGCCUCCUGAGAUCGGGAAACUCUCAAAACUCCGUGUUCUGAGCGUUCAUAAUAACAGCAUCAAAAUGCUUCCGGAAAGCAUCUGGGAGUGCGGCCAGCUAAAAGACCUAAAUGCAAGCUCAAACUUGCUGGACAUGUGGCAAGAUCCUGCGAUGUCGAUGUCUUCCCCCGUUCUUGUGGGCAGCCUCCCGUCAUCGGAAAGCAUUUCUCUUGAUCCACCAGAGCGAAAAGGCUCUGCCGCAGGGCUGUCUGCGACAUCUCGGACGGUACCGCCUUUGGCCAACUCACUCGAGCGCCUUUUAUUGGCGGACAAUCAUCUUGGCAUGGGUGCACACGGCUUCGAUAUUUUUCGUGUAUUGACUUUGAUGCGGGAAUUACGUGUGCUCAAUCUCUCGUUCAACCAGAUAGCGGAGUUCCCAUCAUUGCCUCCCCAAAUAUUCACUCAUAUGCAGGAGUUGUAUCUCAGCGGCAACAAUCUCACAACUCUGCCAGGAGAGGAGAUGUCAAAGUUGAGCAAGGUCAAGGUCCUUUAUCUCAACGGGAACAAAUUACACACUCUCCCGGCUGAAUUGCGGCGCGUCUCUGGGCUCGAGACCCUGGAUGUUGGGAACAACUUAUUGAAGUAUAACAUCGCGAACUGGCAGUAUGACUGGAAUUGGAACUUCAAUACUGAAUUGAAAUACCUCAAUCUAUCCGGUAACAAGCGCUUGGAGAUUAAAGCUCAGAUACAGCCUACUACUGCUGAUAGUAAAUCAGCAGGUGUAACGCCUCCAUUAUUUGACUUCGCGAACCUUUCGAAGCUACGCGUACUCGGAUUGAUGGACGUGACUUUAGUUGCGCCUUCCGUUCCCGAUGAUAACCAGGACCGACGAGUCCGAACUUCUGAUACCGAGAUAAAUGGGAUGGCGUAUGGAAUUUCUGACACCCUUGGCAUAUCAGAAGGUCCUACGACGUUUGAUUUAGCGCUGCGAAAUUUUCGAGGUCGCAGGGAUGAGUCUCUCUUCGGUAUGUUUGGUCGCGCUCAACCCACUGCAGGCACAAACCGGGCUGCCAAGUUCCUCCAUGAGAAUUUCUCCAAGGCAUUGACAGAUGCUCUGGGGCAUUCAUCUUUUCGCGGCUCUGCAUUAACGAUUGAAGAUGUCCCGGAAGCUAUGCGAAAUGCGUGCCUUAGUCUAAAUCGCAGCCUCUACGAGUAUCUUGGUAACAAAGGAGUGGAUGCCGCAACAGGACGGAAAUCGUCCGUCAUCAGCGCCACGGGCCCGGUGGAUCGAGAACUCAAGAGUGGUGCUUCUGGUGUUGUGGUCUAUAUCCAAGACAGGCCAACUGCCAAAAUCAUGUAUGUUGCCAAUCUUGGCAACAUGCUGGCUGUGGUGUCAAGAUCUGACGGCACCGCCCAUCUGGUCUCUACAAAGCAUGACCCGUUCGAGCGAAGCGAAGCAACGAGGAUCCGUGCGGCUGAAGGUUGGGUUUCUCCUAAAGGGAUGGUCAACGACGAAGAGGACCUUUCCCGCUCCUUUGGGCUUUUCCAUCUUCUCCCUGCAGUUAACGCGCGGCCAGAUGUGCGGGAGUACCGCCUCACCGAGAAGGACGAGCUCGUCAUCAUCGGCAAUAGAGGGUUAUGGGACUACGUCUCCGUUCAAACAGCCGUGGAUAUUGCCCGCCAACACAGAGUAGAGCCAAUGAAAGCAGCGCAAACUCUCCGCGAUUUCGCAAUGAGUUACGGAGCCAAUGGGAACACUGUUAUUAUGGUUGUUGCCGUUGCCGACCUUUUUGGGCCUUCAUCAUUGUCUCGACAAGCGGCAGAGGAUCCGUACGCGUAUAUGUAUCGACGUGGCGCACCCCGCAAAGAGAGGGAUCGAUUGCUGACGCUCCUUGACGAAGAAGUGCCCCCUCCUCGUGGAAGCCUUGCGCUCGUCUUCACUGAUAUCCGGAACUCGACCUCAUUAUGGGAGAAAAAUGCGGGCAUGUCUGUGGCAAUGAAGCUACAUAAUGAGUUGCUUCGUCGGCAGCUGCGAUUGAUUGGGGGAUAUGAGGUGAAGACUGAAGGCGAUUCGUUCAUGUGUUCUUUCCACUCUGUCGCAGCGGCAAUGCUUUGGUGUUUUGUAGUCCAGACCGAACUUCUCAAGUGUGACUGGCCGAUCGAAAUUUUGGAGUCUGAGGAAGGAGGCGAGGUGUUUGAUUCCGAAGGACGGCUGGUAGCACGCGGUCUUUCUGUGAGGAUGGGCGUUCAUUGGGGGAAGCCGGUCUGUGCGGACGAUCCGGUGACUUCGCGGGUCGAUUAUUUCGGACCAAUGGUAAACCGUUCAGCACGAAUCAUGGGACAGGCCCAAGGAGGUCAAAUCAUGGUUAGUUCCGACGUUCUUCGAGAGCUAGAUCGGGCGGACGAAGCGACCGAUCAACAUUUAGCGGCACUGAGGAACUUCGGUGUCCAUCUUCACGAAGUUGGGGAACGGUCUCUCAAAGGACUCGAAGUACCAGAAACUCUUUCAUUGGUGUUCCCGAAACCGUUAGUCGGUCGUCUUGAACUAAGCUCAUCCCCUUUUCCCGUCACAGGGUCCCGCGUUCAUUUCAAUGUAGAUCAGAUCAAAGAGCUAACACUGCUUGCGGUUCGACUGGAAACUCUUGCCUCUUCCCGAGUGUUCCGCCCCCUUGCAAGGAAAUCACUUUCACCUUCCACGUCCGAGGACUUGGCUAGGCGCGACAGCACUCAGAAUCCCGUUUUUCUCAUUGCCGAUCCAGAACCUUUAAUGCCUAACGUGAAGUCAGACCCGUCUGAUCAGGACCUCUUAUUUUUGUUGGAUGUGUUGACUUCCCGCAUCCAGAACGCCCUCGUGGCGUUACAACUAUCACACGCAUUUCACACGCAACAAGUCCGUGGUGGCGCCAUCGAUGCUCACGAAUUAAUUCAACAACUGAUGGACACUCUCAACAUCGCAUCAUCACAUUAG